AUGACAAUCGAAUGUAAACGACCUUCAUAUUCUGCAGUUAAGGCUCAAUUAGAUGCAUAUCGUUUGGCGAAUCUAGUGCCUAGUGAGGUAGAAAUUACAUUGCCGAAAGUUGCUGAAAAAUCUGUUGGCGGUGCUCCUACAAAAGAAUCAACUAAACCAUCAAGAAUUAUCGCUAUUUUCAAUUUAUGGUAUAUACAAUUGAGCAUUACAUUACUAUUAUGGCUCUUAGCUAUAAAAAUUGAAUUCGGUGCUGUGUUUUUCAUAAUUGGCGCAUUAUACUGGCUAUGGGUAUGGGGUACAACAAAAAACCCGAAAUCUUCUGUUUCCAAUAAUCCUGAUGAACAAAUUAUAUCUGCUGGUUUCUUUUUUGAUAGUUCACCCAUUCCUUCAAGAGUUGUUAUUUAAUACAAUCUUUUUUUUUCAUAAAAAAAAUAACCAGUAUAAUGUAUUGCUCGGGAUCUUUGUGAGUUACUUAAUAAGUUUAUGUUGUG
Heterobilharzia americana is the source of this 491-nucleotide messenger RNA. NCBI's taxonomy places the organism in Eukaryota, Metazoa, Platyhelminthes, Trematoda, Strigeidida, Schistosomatidae. The record is from the annotation of a GenBank genome assembly.